Penicillium cataractarum is the source of this 1902-nucleotide messenger RNA. Its product is annotated as putative C6 transcription factor. The transcript has 5 exons. The coding region runs from base 1 to 1902 and encodes 633 amino acids. Gene Ontology annotation, biological process: DNA-templated transcription. The record is from RefSeq and is a predicted model, not a curated record. Gene Ontology annotation, molecular function: zinc ion binding; DNA binding. Lineage: Eukaryota; Fungi; Ascomycota; Eurotiomycetes; Eurotiales; Aspergillaceae.
AUGAGCCAUCCCGACCCUACCAAACAAUUUCCUCCGCUGGCGGCUGGCCCGUCAUCGCGCAUAUACAAUGGACAGUCAUCGGUGGUUUGCUCCGGGGAUGGGACGUCCCCCUGCAAUCCCUGCAAAACCGCCGGUACCGCAAGCGAAUGCCGCUUCGACCCAACCCGAGAUCUCAGGCGUAAGAUCGCCGUGAAGAAGACCAUCCAAGAGCUCACCGAUUAUAAAGGCCUCUUAAACACUCUGUUGACCACGAUCCGAUUGUCUCCGCAAGAUAAAGUGUCGAAGAUCGUCGAAUUGAUCAAGAACAAUGGGUCAAUGCAAGAGAUUGCUCAGGCCGUGGGCAGCGACGCCACCUUCCCUGACUCCAGCCAGAAAGCUCGAGAGUAUCAGGCUCUAGGGGAGGAUUUGAAUCAUGCCGACUCGUUAAACGAGGCAUCCGCAUCGAUAUCUCAGAGCGAAGCAGCGCCAAGUCGAUCGUCAACCUCGCCAGAAGAAGAACACCAUAUUGAAUUCCCUCGAGCGGCACUUCAUCCAUAUGCCCGGGUGACUUUGGAAAGUCUCUGUGAUAUCCCCCUUUUCAGGGUACCAGCAAAGCCAUGGACAGGUGUGACCGAUGACAACGAUCUUGUGUCGCAUCUGGUUUCCCUAUACUUCACUUGGGACCAUCCAUGCGCGCAGUUUGUUGAUCAAGGUAUCUUUUUGGAACAUAUGAAGCGGGGCGACCUUUCCUCUGAAUUUUGUUCGCCUCUCUUGGUGUAUUCUGACAGUCCUGGCGUUUUCGCGGAACCAGGAAACGCAUUCUCUUGGGGACAAGGCUUUUUCGAGGAAGCGGAGCGAUUGUUGAAGCCCCAAGAGGGGCUUGCAACGUUGACAAAUAUUCAGGCUCUCCUGACAAUGUGUUGUGUGUUGUCGCAACAGGGAAAGAGUAGUCGAGCCUGGUGGAUCUUGCGAGGGGCCGUUCAAAUGGCUCAGGAUAUGGGCCUAUUCACGUUCCCCGAAGUGGCGCAUCCAUCCACAGAGGCCAUAUCACCCGAGAUGGAGCGAGUUCGUGCGAUUACAGCUUGGGGCGUUUUCAGCUUGAAUCUGUGUGUGAAAUUCGACCAGACCGAAAAGAAAGGAAAUGCCACUAAUGUUUUCAAUAGCCAGCUCUCGAUGAAGCUCCACAAGGUAGCCAACUUGGCUCGACCUGCCUCCAGAUUGAAUAUGGGAGGUGAUGAUGACUUUGAUUGGACGCCAUAUCCGAGGUCAAAUCAAACCAAUUACACCACGAAGCCCGCGCAUCUGCCUCGAGUCAGACAGGGUCUCGGUGAGCUGAUGGAUAUAUUGUUUGAUAUUCAAGAACUAUUGCAUAAUAAGGCGUUUCGUGGGAGUUUCCACGAGUCAUGGGUCAAGGCCAAGGCUCCUUAUGAACGAUUGCAGCAGUGGCUGUCAGGGUGGCCCAGUCCGUCCCAGAUCGGACCAGAGCCAAUUCCCCAACUCCUUAUUCUCCGCAUCAAAUACCUCCAAGCGGUCAUGGAUCUGCUCGAGACACUGAUUGAUCGAGAUCAAGAAGGCGCCAUGACCCCUCAUUUACGGCGAACUUGGCGUGAACAAGCUGAAGAGAUGGCCGAAUGUCUUCGUGUGCAUCGCCAGUCGUAUGGGUUGAAACACGUUCCCAGCCAAGUUAUUGACGCCGUUCAGACGGCCCUCCGUGUCCUGGUGCAUCAGCUGGAUGACACCGACGACGCGAGGAAUGCUUUCACUGAGCUCUGCCGGUUCGGUAUUGCGCUCAGCCAUAAGUUCCAGCCUACGGCUGAGACUGUUCACGCCAUUCAGUUGCUAGCACAACGUGGUGCCGUGAGGCUGCCUACAGAGGCCAUCGCGAUCCUGGAAGGGUCCGAGCUGAGGAAAGGGCCAGAGUAA